AUGGCCGUUUCGCUUCGCCGCAGGAGACCUGUCACAACCUUUGAUUUCCACCGCCGUAGAAGGGAGAAUGGAAAGGCGGCAGAUUGGCAGAUUGGCGGUGGAGUGCCUGCGGGAAUACACAUCAUGCGUGUCCCAGCCUCGAGAAGGGAAGAGGACCAAUGGCUGUCGACCUGCUCGCUCCCCUUCCUUCUUCGUCCUUCUUUCUCCUUCCCCCCUGGCAUCCCCCCUGUGCGGACAGACCGCCUUUCCAUUUCCCGGCUCGGGCAACGGUCGGUAACAGAGCUACGGCAGAGGCUAUAUGCCGGCGGAGCCUGCCCGCAACGUCUGGUUUUCUUCUUAACCAUGUACUCCGUACUGGUGGUCAUCUUGUCAUCUCGCCCAUGCCAUCCAGUUCAUGCAGCAGGCCGGCACUACUCCGCAGAGGAGAGGACGGAUUGCAUUAGCUUCCCCCAGUCUGCAAGAUUCGACGUGGAGCGGCGACCAGACGGUCUUAUUUUCCAGGAAGGAAGAUCGAACAUGUCUGCGGUAUCUUGCAUGCUCGUAAGAGAACGCUCACCCCCCCUGGCCCAUGUCAGCUGGACGGCAUUCGCUGGCCGUUACCCGACGCUCUCAUCCGUUCCUGGAUUCCGUUUCGAGUGGGAUCGAGAGCUUCAGCGCUCCCGAGCUGCAGAGCUGCCCCAAGCAGACGACAACCUCGUGGAAACCCCUCUCCAUCUCGCGGAAUAUAGGAGAAGGGGCAGGCAGAGGUUGUGUCAUCGUGCCAUCGUCCUGGUAGCUGGGACGCGGUCACUGGCUGGCAACGAUCCAUCACAAGGCAACAUCGUAUCACAUCCGCAAAGCAGGGACGGACGGUCUGGCCGGCAUUUGCUGCUCCUGCUCGUACUCACUAUGCAUCUGCUGCUCCAUAUGUACGAGUACGAAUGA
This is a messenger RNA of Grosmannia clavigera kw1407, 924 nucleotides long. RefSeq lists its product as uncharacterized. The transcript is spliced from 2 exons. NCBI's taxonomy places the organism in Eukaryota, Fungi, Ascomycota, Sordariomycetes, Ophiostomatales, Ophiostomataceae. The coding region runs from base 1 to 924 and encodes 307 amino acids. The record is from RefSeq and is a predicted model, not a curated record.